Messenger RNA from Malassezia restricta, 540 nucleotides. Its product is annotated as protein of unknown function (DUF2781). The transcript is spliced from 3 exons. NCBI's taxonomy places the organism in Eukaryota, Fungi, Basidiomycota, Malasseziomycetes, Malasseziales, Malasseziaceae. The record is from RefSeq and is a predicted model, not a curated record. Gene Ontology annotation, cellular component: endoplasmic reticulum. The coding region runs from base 1 to 540 and encodes 179 amino acids.
AUGACUAGGACGACGCAUGUGCCCUUAUGGAAGCGCCCCAUUGACUCGAUGUACUUUACCUUCUUUGCAUUGCAUCUGAUUGCUAGUCUAUGUGUGGAUAUCCAGGGACUUGUGCCCGCUGAGUACGUUCCUACCGUCCUGCAGCGCGUAUUGCAAGACUACCUCGUAAAGAGUCGCGACCCGCUCGUGCCCAAUGCUUGGCAGCCAAGGUACGCGUGGUUCCGAAUGUCACUUUUGAGCGAGUUUGUGCUCCAAGUGCCCGCCUUUGUGGUAGGCCUCUAUGUCUUUUGGAGCAAUGAUCCCCGUGGUUAUCCGCUACUAAUUGCGUAUGGCGCUAUCGCAUGCUUCACCACGCUGCAGUGCAUUGCGAUGGUGACGAUGGGUGAGGAACGCGUGCACCUGGCUCCAGAAAAUUUGUCGUUUAUCUUGCAAAACUAUAUUCCAUUUAUGCUGUUUCCAGGCGUGAUCAUGCUGGAUAUGCUGGCACGCACGACGCGCAGGAUGCAUGCUACGACACCCGCACACGCCAAGACCCAAUAG